AUGGCGGUGGCACGGAAAAUCAAAACUUUGUUGACGGUGAACAUCUUGGUCUUCGUGGGCAUCAUCCUCUUCUCCGUGUACUGCAGGAUCCAGGACCGCUCCCAGGAGCUGGUGCAGAUCGUCCGGAGCGCGGACCGCCGGGCCAGGAGCCGCGGCGCCAAGGUGGGCAGCCUGGGCGACAGGGAGUCCAUCCUGCAGCGCCUGGACCACCUGGAGGAAGUGGUCUACAACCAGCUAAAUGGUCUGGCAAAGCCCAUGGGAUUAGUUGAAGGUCCAGGAGGCUUGGGCCAGGGAGGAAUGGCUGCUACCCUGAGAGAUGAUAGCCAUGAAUCAGAGACUAAGUAUGAAGAAUACGGUUACAACGCCCAGCUCAGUGACAGGAUAUCACUGGACAGGUCCAUCCCUGACUACAGACCAAAAAAGUGCAAACAGAUGACUUACCCAGAUAACCUGCCCCAGAUCUCGGUGGUGUUUAUAUUUGUAAACGAGGCGCUCUCUGUCAUCCUGCGCUCUGUGCACAGUGUUGUGAAUCACACCCCGUCACACUUGCUCAAGGAGAUCAUUCUAGUGGAUGACAACAGUGACAAUGUUGAGCUGAAAUUUAAUUUGGACCAAUAUGUCAAUAAAAGAUACCCAGGUCUGGUGAAAAUCGUGCGCAAUAACAAACGAGAAGGGCUGAUCCGAGCCAGAAUCCAAGGCUGGAAAGCAGCAACCUCUCCUGUUGUCGGCUUCUUUGAUGCUCAUGUUGAGUUCAACAUUGGCUGGGUGGAACCUGCACUUACCCGGAUCAAAGAAGAUCGAAAGCGGAUCAUCUUACCAGCAAUUGACAACAUCAAGUACAACACUUUUGAAGUGCAGCAAUAUGCCAACGCAGCCCACGGCUAUAACUGGGGGCUCUGGUGCAUGUACAUAAUCCCACCACAGGACUGGCUCGAUAAAGGGGAUGAGUCAGCUCCCAUCAGGACACCAGCCAUGAUUGGAUGCUCAUUUGUAGUAGACCGAGAGUAUUUUGGUGAGAUUGGCUUGCUCGACCCUGGUAUGGAGGUCUAUGGAGGAGAAAACAUUGAAUUAGGCAUGAGGGUGUGGCAGUGCGGAGGGAGCAUGGAGGUGUUACCCUGCUCUCGCGUGGCACACAUUGAGCGCACAAAGAAGCCCUACAACAACGACAUCGACUACUAUGCAAAGCGCAACGCCCUGCGGGCCGCUGAGGUCUGGAUGGACGACUUCAAGUCGCAUGUUUACAUGGCGUGGAACAUCCCCAUGGCAAACCCUGGAGUUGAUUUUGGAGAUGUUUCUGAAAGAAUAGCUCUACGACAGCGACUGCAGUGCCGGAGUUUUAAGUGGUACUUGGAGAAUGUCUAUCCUGAAAUGAGGGUUUAUAAUAAUACAGUUACUUAUGGAGAGGUACGUAACAGCAAAGCCAGUGGCUACUGCCUAGAUCAGGGAGCUGAAGAGGAUGACAAAGCAAUCCUUUAUCCUUGCCAUGGAAUGUCUUCUCAGCUUGUGCGGUACAGCUCAGAGGGUGUGCUGCAGCUGGGCCCACUGGGCUCCACCGCCUUCCUGCCCGACUCCAAAUGCCUCGUGGAUGAUGGGAAGGGCAGGACACCGACUCUGAAGAAGUGUGAAGAUGUCCUGAGGCCAGCACAGAGGUUCUGGGAUUUCACACAGAAUGGUCCAAUCAUCAGCAGAGACACUGGCCGCUGUCUAGAAGUGGAAAUGUCAAAGGAUGCAAAUUUUGGGCUCAGAUUAGUCGUACAAAGAUGCUCGGGGCAAAAAUGGAUGAUUAGAAACUGGAUAAAACAUGGCAGACAUUGACUGCUGGGGCUGAGAAGCUGCCUCU
Molecule: messenger RNA, 1840 nt
Organism: Colius striatus (speckled mousebird)
Lineage: Eukaryota; Metazoa; Chordata; Aves; Coliiformes; Coliidae
Gene: GALNT9
Product: polypeptide N-acetylgalactosaminyltransferase 9
Exons: 11
Coding region: 1-1815 (604 amino acids)
Cellular component (GO): Golgi apparatus
Source: RefSeq, a predicted model, not a curated record